This is a messenger RNA of Medicago truncatula (barrel medic), 1584 nucleotides long. Its product is annotated as transcription factor BIM2. The record is from RefSeq and is a predicted model, not a curated record. NCBI's taxonomy places the organism in Eukaryota, Viridiplantae, Streptophyta, Magnoliopsida, Fabales, Fabaceae. The transcript has 8 exons. Bases 204 to 1211 code for a protein of 335 amino acids. Gene Ontology annotation, biological process: DNA-templated transcription. Gene Ontology annotation, molecular function: DNA-binding transcription factor activity; protein dimerization activity.
UUGAGUUUUUAUUGAAAGUUAAUUAUUUUGAGGAAAGGUCACGAGACAAGCAUGAGUCGAACCACAUGCUAACUUACUUUCCUCUCUCUCCGGCGCUGGUUACUCAUGUCCUUUUCCCGCCGGAGAAACUCAACAACGGUGUAGAUCAUCAUCCUUUCAGAAUUGUUGAGUGAGUGAGUGAGUGAUACCCUUUGCCUACAACAAUGAAAGCAGGGAAAGUUAAUCAUGAAGAAGAUGAGUACGAUGAUGAUGAGUUUAAUUCUAACAAAAAACAAGCUACUUCCUCUGUCCCUAACACCAACAAAGAUGGGAAAGCUACUGAUAAGGCUAGUGUGAUAAGAUCGAAACAUUCUGUAACGGAGCAGCGGAGAAGAAGCAAGAUAAAUGAGAGAUUCCAAAUAUUGAGGGAUCUCAUACCUCAAUGCGAUCAAAAGAGGGACACAGCUUCGUUCUUAUUAGAGGUGAUUGAGUAUGUUCAGUACUUACAGGAGAGGGUACAAAAAUAUGAAGGCUCAUAUCAAGGUUGGAGUCAAGAACCGUCGAAGUUGAUGCCAUGGAGAAAUAGCCAUUGGCGUGCCCAAAAUUUUGUCGGUCAACCUCCAAUUGUAAAGAAUGGUUCAGGUCCAGUAUUACCAUUUCCCGGAAAGUUUGAUGAAAAUAGUGUUGGUAUCUCUCCAACGAUGCUUAGUGGCUCCCAUAAUAUGAUAGAUCACGAUCCGACUCGGGAUAUUGUCGGCAAGACGGCGGAGAGGCAACCUGAUUUGGCGAGCAAGGGAAUUCCUCUGCCUAUGGCUAUGCAUGCAAACAUGUCUGUUCCUGUCAGAAGUGAUGGUGUACUUUCCCAUCCUCUUCAGGGAACUGUUUCCGAUGCACAAUCAACUGAAUGUCCCACAACGAGUGAACAACUCAACCAGCAGGAUGAUCUUACAGUUGAAGGAGGGACAAUUAGCAUCUCGAGUGUAUACUCCCAAGGGCUGUUGAACAAUCUGACUCAAGCGCUACAGAGUGCUGGGUUAGAUCUGUCAAAGGCCAACAUUUCAGUUCAAAUUGAUCUUGGGAAGCGUGCAAACAAAGAUCCAAGCGGCACAGCCUCAUCUCCCAAGAAUCAUGAUAACCCUCUUUGUUGCAAUCAAUCAUUUGCACAUUUUAGAGAUGGUGGCAAUAGAGAAGACUCAGAUCAAGCUCAAAAAAGAAUGAAAACAUACAAGUGAAUAAUUCAUGUGGCUCUUUUAUGAGCCUACAUUUUCAUCCUCAUUUCUUACUUUGUUUCUCUCCCUUGUUCCUUUGUGGUUACUGUAAAUCCUUCCCCAUUUGUUUGAGCUUAAUUCCUUUCAUGAAGGUUAUUUUAAAGCUGCAAAAUCCUUUACUACAUAAUUAUUUGUGGAGAUGAUUAGGUUUCUGCUCUACUGCUUAUGUCAUCUAUUUUCAUUGUAUCCUUACUAAUUAUGAUUAUGCAGUUUUAUUAAGCUUUUGGGUUGCAAUUUUAUGUAAGUAAUUGGUUAUUUUGUGGGUGUAUCUGGACAAACUAAAUGUGGGCAGUUUUUUAUAUCUAACGCCCGAAAUCUAGGUUUUUAUUUCUCUUUA